Messenger RNA from Zingiber officinale, 3985 nucleotides. RefSeq names its product pentatricopeptide repeat-containing protein At5g11310, mitochondrial-like. The record is from RefSeq and is a predicted model, not a curated record. The coding region runs from base 72 to 1922 and encodes 616 amino acids. Lineage: Eukaryota; Viridiplantae; Streptophyta; Magnoliopsida; Zingiberales; Zingiberaceae. Gene Ontology annotation, molecular function: protein binding. The transcript is spliced from 4 exons.
UGAAUAAAUUAUAAAUACCCCUCUUUCUACAUCUACGGCCGUCUGGCUCCCAACGUCACCCACGACUCCGUAUGCUUCCUCACCUGCUCCGGCGAUGCAUCGUCGCCUCUCUCGUCACUCCCAACAACCGCCUCCUCCCCCUCCGCUCCCUCUACUCUGCCUCCGAUUCUCCAUCCCUUGCUUCCUCGCCGCUCUCCGCCAUCUCCAGACAUCGCACGCGCCGCCCUUCUCGACCGAUCCCAAAAGCCGACCCCGCCGUGCCAGAUCUCGCGCGUACGGAUCUAUUGCCGACCCUCUCCACAGAAGAAGGCGACAGAGAUGACGCUGCCACCGUCGCCCGACUCCUCCGGACGGCCACUGAUUCCUCCCAACUGGAAUCUCUUCUGCUCCACUCCGGCGUUGCCCCUUCGGCCCCCAUCCUUUCCUCCAUACUCGGCUCCGGCGACCUUUCUUCCAACGCCAUCCUCGCUCUCUACCGUUGGGCGACCCCCCAACUUGCCUCUCCUCUCCUUGUCACCUUCAUAGAUCGCCUCGGCAAGUCCCGGGCUUUCGACUCCGCCUGGUCUCUUCUCCUUCACCACGCUCCUCUCCCUCUUUCAGCCUUUUCUUCCCUCUUCCGACGCUACGCCCGCGCCGGAAUGCCCUCCGCUGCCAUCCGCACCUUCUGUUACACCCGGCGCCACCCAGAAGCCGUUUCCGCAGAAGAUGGCGCCUCGGAUCCCUUUGAGCUCCUCAUCGACGCCCUUUGCAAGGAAGGCCACACAAAGGUAGCUGCGGAAUUGCUUGAUCGCACUAGACAGGACGCCACUGCACCCCCUUCAGUUCGUGUUUACAAUAUGCUGCUCCAUGGCUGGUUCCAAUCUCGGAAACUGCGCAAAGCCGAGAAGCUGUGGGAUCAGAUGAGAGAAAAGGGAGUUUCUCCCACGGUCGUCACCUAUGGAACACUCAUAGAGGGGCUGUGCCGCAUGCGCCGCCCAGAACAGGCCCUCACCCUACUGGAAGAGAUGAAGACUGCUGGGAUUCAGGCCAACCCUCUUACGUGCAAUCCGAUCAUUGAUGCAUUAUCCGAGGAUGGUAGAUUCAAAGAGGCUCUUGGGAUGCUUGAAAAGUUCCCUCUCUAUGGUGUUUCUCCCAACAUCUCCACAUUUAAUUCCAUGGUGAAGGGUUUUUGCAAGCGUCGGGACCUUGCUGGCGCCAGCAAAAUCCUGAAGAUGAUGAUAGCAAGGGGCAUUAUUCCAUCUUCGACCACUUACAAUUAUUUUUUCAGGUUUUUCUCCAAGUUUGGAAAAAUUGAAGAAGGCAUGAACCUCUACACCAAGAUGAUUCAUUCGGGAUACUCUCCAGAUCGACUCACAUACCAGCUAUUGAUCAAAAUGCUGUGUGAGAAAGAGAGACUAGAGCUGGCCGUACAGCUGAUAAAGGAGAUGAAUAAAAAUGGUUUUGAUCAAGACUUAGAUACGAGUACCAUGUUGGUGCAUUUGCUAUGUCGAAUGCGUAGGCUUGAGGAGGCAUCUUUGGAAUUUGAGAGUAUGAUCAAAAGAGGGAUUGUGCCGCAAUAUAUUACUUAUCGGAUUCUUGUGAGAGGACUUAAGAGGUUGGGAAUGGCUGAAGUGGAAAUAAAUGUUAGAAAUCAGAUGAACUCAGUGAUUCGCUCUACAAAGCUGCCAGAUACUUUUCGUGAAAGGGAGAAGGAUGAUGUUGCUGAGCGCAGAAAAUCCAUCUUGAGGAAGGCUGAGGUGAUGUCAGAUGUUUUAAAAACACGUAAAGACUCAAAGAAGUCACAAAAAUGGAAGAGCUCAAAUGAGACACAAAAAUGGAAGAGCUCAAAUGAGAUUGCUGAGGUUAGAGCAAGUAAAUUGAUAACCGAAAUUAGAAGAAGAGUUCAUGCUGAGCAAAGUAGUACCACAUUUGAUUGCUCAUAAAGUGCUAAAGUUUGAUAAUGAGGAUUAUCAAUUUGCUAUUGCAUGGAGUUCUCUAGAAGCCAUGCAAUUGAAUGCUUUGGAGUUCAGACUUGAUUCAUGUGGACUUGUUGGCCAGGUUCAUUAUCUGAAGCAUCUCUCCACGAUCAAACUCGCCAUUCUUCCCUACGGUUCUAUGAAGAAGUUGAUGUACUUUAUCCAGAUCAAGUUGAAGAGUGAGUGAAAAUGAUUCUUGAAUUCUGGUAAAUUUGGCUGUGUUUAUCAGCUUUCGAAGAGAUCAUUAUCCCAAGAAACUUGCUCGAGAGGGAUGCCCUGUAUCAAUGGAGGCCUUUGUUGUUUGGUUACUAACACAUUAUUAUUGUUGUUGUUGUUGUUGUUGUUGUUAUCUUUUAUUCAGAACAGGAUAAGGGAAGAGGUAUGUAAAAAACUUCUUUCAAAUGCAUGUAAUUAUCUAGUGGGUUCAAAUCACAGAAAUAACUUUUUGCAAUGCAGGAUAAGUCUGUGUAUAAUAGACCUAAUGUGAUUUGACUUUUCUCUAGGACCUGCAUUGGCUUCACUCACCGAAUUGCCUUUUUUUAUGAAGGUUCUCUCAUAUUACUAGUGAGAUCUUUGGUCUAUUUAUUUUAUUAUAUUGCUGGCUACAGUUUGUUUUCGUCAAUGCAAGUCUCUCUUAUAUAACUGAUGCAUUUACUUAUCUAUGAUAUCAUGUUAUUGGCUUUUGUCUUUUACAAUUAUUUCCACAAUGAAGGUCUCUUCAUUUGUAUUGACAGUCGAUUCAUUCAUUGAUUACUGCAUUCAUUACUACUGUCGUGGUAUGUUUUUUUAUGCUAUCUUAUGCACUUGGAUAUGAACAACUAUCUGCUAACCCUCAAGUUUGUAUAAUAAAUUAUUUGUGUGAAAAGGAGAAUAAGCUUAUUUCAAUCAAACAUCCAUAUGUAAAGUGAGAUAUUGUUGUUUAAUAUUAGUCGGACAGUUUGGACUAUCACUUGAUUUUUCCUCAUGAUGGUCUUAUCAGGCCCAUGCCCAGGACUUGCUUUUAGUGUAAUCUCUACUUAAUUAAUUGAUAGUGGCAUUAGUUGCUGGAUAAUGGUGCGUGUCAUUGUUGGUGGACAUGGCCUCCAGUGUGCCCGACUGGAAAGCACAAAGGUUAGCGGACAGGUUCCAUAGCUGUCCUUUUUAGGUACUGCAACUGCAUUGUUUUUCUCUUGUAGAUAAGAGAGGGACAUGUAGAUGGGGCCAUCAAUCAUGCUGCGGAUAAGGACACUUGAUGGAUCAAAGUAAAUGCCAAGGGAGGAGGCUUGGCUUUUCCCCCCUCAGAUUCUGCUUCUUCUUCAUGUGGAUGUGCUGCUCCCUUUCAGACGCACGAAACGGGACCAUCUUAUCCACACCUAAACUUCACUUCACUUCCACGUGCUCAACCAUGCUUUUGCUUUAACACAGUUCCAGAUGAUGCAGUGCAGUGGAGACUGGAGAGUGCAUUUCCACAGCACCUCGACAGAGACAUCAUUUAAAACCCCCAUCUUAGUUCAUUUGGUUCUAAAUCUAGAGAAACACUGGGCAUGAGGCAGGGACUUGAAUGCUGAAGUAGUAAAGGGGAUUGAGUCAGUGCAGGAAGUGGUUUUGUCUGCCAAUGGCACUCAAAGUGGAGGUAGGGACAGGAAUAGGAAUAUAAUGAAUGGGAGAAGAUGAAGAAACGUCGAGUAGGAGUGGGGCUGCGAUUGGGACUGGAAACUGGGAGGGUUAGGAAAGGCGAAGACGAGACCCCGCAUCUCAUAUCAUCUUUUCCACUCGUUGCAGUGCCGUGCAGCAUUCUCUUCCAGCUUUUGCCCCCCAAAAACUUUCCACCCCAUGAAGAUAAUAAAAAAAAGGGUCAAAAGUUAAAUGGGGGUUUCUUUUUUUUCCAAAUCAUUAAAAAGGACGCCCACUCUACUAUUCAGUCGUGUAUUAUUAUCCAACUGUCCUAUUGUUAUCUCUUGCCUAAUACUCUUGUUUAAAUCUUGAAGCGAUCGAACGUGUUGUAUUAUGAUUUUAUAGCUCACACAUAUUAUAGUAUUUACAAUUUUAUA